Carassius gibelio (silver crucian carp) is the source of this 1659-nucleotide messenger RNA. RefSeq names its product four-jointed box protein 1-like. NCBI's taxonomy places the organism in Eukaryota, Metazoa, Chordata, Actinopteri, Cypriniformes, Cyprinidae. The transcript has a single exon. The record is from RefSeq and is a predicted model, not a curated record. The coding region runs from base 172 to 1338 and encodes 388 amino acids. Gene Ontology annotation, biological process: cell-cell signaling.
AUUAUGGUCACGUGGUUCGCGCCCAUGAGACUGGAGCUAUAACCGAACGCUGGAAGAGUUUGGGAGGAGAGGCAGGGAACAACGCAUAGGAGAGGAGAAUUCAUAAUGAUUAUAUUUCAGCCAUAGAAGACACGUGUAAGAAGAGGUAAAUGGAAAGCGAAAUGGACUAAAAUGCGUUUUGAAAUCAUGAACGCUGGCAAGAUUCAAUUAUGCGCCUCACUUUGUAUGUGGCUUGGAAUAGUUACCUGGACAGGGAAUAUGAAGUUACAUAUUUGGUCUGUAUUUGUCCAACAGUCCUAUGAAGGAGACGUUGUGUUUUCUGUUUUAAACGAGCAGGUAAAUGUGUCUAAAGGAUUGCGCGAUGGAAAAACUUUCAGUAUUCGCUCCCCGGUCACUCGGAAAAACGCGAUUGAGCACCGGGUCUUCUGGAGCGCGUGGCUGGACAGUCUCUCCACUCGUGUUUUUGGCGUGGAACACGAGAGGGCGUGGAGAAAACAGGUCCGGGACGCUCGGGUGGUUGUACUGGAAGCGGGCUGUGGCAGACCCACAAACCGCCUCGCGACCUUCUCCGACGGCACGAGAGCAUGCGUGCGAUACGGCAUCGACGCGGAUCAAGUGCUGGGAGAAACGCUCUCGUAUUAUCUAGCGGAACUGCUUGGGAUUUCCAACCUUCCGCCCUUGGCGCUUUCCAAACUGAACCUGUCCAGCGAGCAGUGGGCAAGUGUGCGAGGACACAUCGAGGCGUUAGAGUGGUCGCCAAAUGCCAUUGUGUCUCUCACUGAGUUCAUCCCAAAUGUCACUGGAGUGUUUAUUCCAUUACAUUUGCGGAAGCAGCAAGGAGGUCUGCAACUCUCUCCUGAGACGGUAUCCAACAUGACUGUGACAUAUCUGGUUGAAUUAAUGCAGUGGAGUGAUCUAAUCAUAUUUGAUUAUUUGACAGCCAACUUUGAUCGAAUUGUCAGUCACAUUUUCAGUCUCCAGUGGGACGCGCGCGUGAUGGAGAGGACCACUAAUAACCUUCUCAAAACAAUCAAUGGACAUUUGCUUUUUAUUGAUAACGAGGCAGGGAUUGUUCACGGAUACCGAGUGCUUGACCUCUGGGAACGGUAUCACAGACUGCUGCUGGGUUCGUCGUGUAUAUUUCGCAGAAGUACAGUCCGGCGCAUAUCUGAGAUGAAGCGCUCCGGUGACAGCGCGAAGCUGCUGUGUGAACUGUACCGCGCGAGGGAACCGCUGGCGCGCGAGCUGGGCUCUCUUUCCCAAGAGCACGCGCUUACGUUGCAGAACAGGAUCGAUGUCGUUUACAAACAUAUUCAGCAGUGCACAGACAUCAUGUAGACCUUUGCGAGCUCAGGUGUUUCUGUUUGUAUGCGCUACAUGUUAGUCUAAGUCUGUUAUGUCAUUCCAGUGUGAAUAUUUUAUGCAAAAAUGAAUAACGUGAUAGAAUAUGGAUACUAACACAAGGUUGUUAUUGCUUAUUCUAUGGGUUGAAUCAUUCCAGCUCUCCUGCUGGAGGAAAGAAAACGAUUUAAACGGUUUAGGAUGUUUUAUUUUCAUGGGGGUCCGUCUGGUUAAAAUAAAUAAAUAAAUAGGCCUAAAUUAAUUAACAUUUGGUGGAUCUUAGUCAAAAUAAAUACAAAUAAAUAAAUAAAAAUCAAA